Molecule: messenger RNA, 507 nt
Organism: Fusarium graminearum PH-1
Lineage: Eukaryota; Fungi; Ascomycota; Sordariomycetes; Hypocreales; Nectriaceae
Exons: 2
Coding region: 1-507 (168 amino acids)
Biological process (GO): DNA-templated transcription
Molecular function (GO): DNA binding; zinc ion binding
Source: RefSeq, a predicted model, not a curated record
AUGGGUGCAAGUCCACCCUUGACCGACGAUCUCGAAGAUGCCGCUCCUGUCAAGCCCUCUUCAUUCGGUUCUUAUUCCUCCAACGUCAAGGCUGCUUUGAUGCUCCAGAAGAUCACCCUCCCUCCAGCAGACCUUAUGGACGAGCUAUUAGCCGAGUACUUCAACAUUGACUGGAUCACAAUGCCUAUUGUCCACCGUCCAUCGUUCUAUCAACGGUACCAUCGCCUCAUUGCUGUCGCCAACUCUCGUUAUCGGCGCGACAUUCCCCUCGAAGAAGCAACCGAACUCGCCGCUACGUACUCGCUACUUUUCGGAAUGCUUGCCAUCGGCCAACUAGCCAAAUCGACGGUCACCGAAUCUGCCGAGUCUCACCUCGCCCAUGCAUACGAAUUCCACCAACAGGCCAAGACGCUCCUGCUUGUCGACCUUUUGUCCGUAGCCUCUCUUCCUGUAGUGCAGGCAGGGUCUUAUGCUUCAUGUCGAACUGCCAGGAAAAGCGCAGGCUGA